AAGCAUCCUUCGGUAUAAACUCAGUGGUAGCUGUCAGGUUGCCUAUGUUAAGCAUCUACUAACUGCGAGUACAAGCUUUUACAGGGUAUUACGCACGACUGAAGCUUGUCAACAUAAAAAUAAAAUUUUGAGCUGAAGCAUACAUGACUUCUAAAUAGCUAGUAUUCAGUGUUUUAUCUUUCUGCCUAGCAUUUGUGGAAAAAAAACAGUGAAACACAGAUCAAAGGUGUGGUGGCCAUGUUGGAAAGUGGGCUGUGUAACUUAGCCAUGCGAAGAUCGAAAUCCUGACAUUAGUAUGAAUUGUGUUUUGUGUGGUUUGCCAAAAGGUGGUGAUAACAAUAAUAUAAUCAUUUAUGUUCUAUAUACAGGAGACCACAGUGAAGUGAGUUUGACUUCUUUUAUCUGUGCAGUCUGUUGACAACAGCUGUCUCUAUGUUGCCACAAAGCCCAACACCGUCCUUUGUUACGCUGUCACACAACAUUAGAAUAUAUAGCUCUUACCAUGAAACUAGAUGGACGGAAAGGGAACCUUUCACUAUGGUUUGAAAACCAAGUUAACGGCAAGUGAAUGGGAAGCUAUGACUCUGGCUUUUUUCUUUAUGAGGGAAGAAAAAAGUGGAAAGGUUUGAUGUAGCCACAGUUAUCCCAAAAAAGUGUGUCUAGAGAGUGAAGGUUAAAAGUGUUGGUUAUUGUCGUGGCAGACCAUGGGUGUAUCCACAGGCCCUUCAGAAGUCACUAUCACAUAACUUCCAAAGCUUGCCAUCAACUCAAUAAAACAACUCAACUUAUCAUUUUACCAGCAGCAGAAUCUGCCAGGGAGGGGACGGUUGCCACUGACGGCAGGAGUGGAGUAGUGCUGUGGUGUUUUUGGAGAGGAGUCCAAGGAGAAUGACAGCGUUAAAUCAGCUGAGGGACCUGGUCAUUGUCAAGGAACUUGAGCGCAUCCUGGAUUCUUGCACCCUUGAGCUCACAGCCGUGGAUGAAGUCUGCCCCAAUCUCUACAUAGGAAAUGUGGCCAUUGCACAGAACAGAAAACGGCUGUGUGACUUGGGCAUUACUCACAUCCUGAAUGCAGCUCAUGCUAAACAGGGAAGCAUCGGGGACCAGAACUUUUAUGGGAACUCUUGUGUUUACUAUGGCAUUCCAGCUGAAGACUCGGAGCACUUUGACCUGAGCGAGCACUUUAAAUCAGCGUCCGACUUCAUACACGAUGCUCUCACGAAAGAACAAGGGAAGGUUUUGGUGCACUGCAUCAUGGGAAUGAGUCGAUCCGCCUCCUUGGUUCUGGCAUAUCUGAUGUUGCGGCAGCGACUUACGCUGACAGACGCGCUCAAGCUUUUGAUCCAAAAAAGAGCCAUCUACCCAAACAGGAACUUUCUGGUGCAACUUCAUCGACUGGACGAACAGCUGAGAGUCCGGAGAAGGCUCUGUCCCAUUUUAUGA
Synchiropus splendidus (mandarinfish) is the source of this 1443-nucleotide messenger RNA. RefSeq names its product dual specificity protein phosphatase 13-like. NCBI's taxonomy places the organism in Eukaryota, Metazoa, Chordata, Actinopteri, Syngnathiformes, Callionymidae. The record is from RefSeq and is a predicted model, not a curated record. The transcript is spliced from 4 exons. Gene Ontology annotation, molecular function: MAP kinase phosphatase activity; protein tyrosine/serine/threonine phosphatase activity. The coding region runs from base 889 to 1443 and encodes 184 amino acids. Gene Ontology annotation, biological process: negative regulation of MAPK cascade; protein dephosphorylation. Gene Ontology annotation, cellular component: cytoplasm.